Alnus glutinosa is the source of this 662-nucleotide messenger RNA. Its product is annotated as glycine-rich cell wall structural protein 1-like. The record is from RefSeq and is a predicted model, not a curated record. The coding region runs from base 69 to 464 and encodes 131 amino acids. The transcript has a single exon. NCBI's taxonomy places the organism in Eukaryota, Viridiplantae, Streptophyta, Magnoliopsida, Fagales, Betulaceae.
GACGCUGGGUUCGGCACUACUAAGACAACACAGUAAUAGCGAGAGAGAGAGAGAGAGAGAGAGAGGAGAUGGCAAGGUGGUUUAUCAUGGUGGUUCUUGCUCUAAUUGUAGUUCACACUACAGCUAGGUCUCCGCCCGGUGAUUCUGGACUCAACGACCAAAAGAACUUCAUUUCAUAUGGCGGGGUUGGCGGCUUUUCUGGACUUGGUAGUAAUGGACUCCCCUUCGGUGGAGUUGGUGGAGCUGCUGGGAUCGGCGGUGGGCUUGGUGGCGGAGCUGGGCUUGGUGGAGUUGGUGGACUAGGUGGAGUCGGUGGCGUGGGUGGCGUGGGUGGCGUUGGUGGCUUGGGUGGCGGUGUAGGUGGCUUGGGUGGUGUUGGUGGCUUGGGUGGUGUUGGCGGCGGAGCUGGUGCCGGAGUUGGCGGUGGCGUUGGUGGUGGGAGCGGUACUCUUCCAUUUCCUUGAAGUUAUGGCAUUUGCUCAGUUUAGCUUAUGAUGAUCUAGUUAGUGUUUGGCAGUUGAGUUCGUUAGUGUGUGACAUGCAUGUUUUGUAUUUCUUUUUCUUUUCUCCUUCAGCUCUUUCUCUGUAUUUCCUUACCGUUUCCUUCAGUAUUCGCAACCAAAAAUAAUAGUAAGAAAAAUGUCUCCAUGUGUCUUUGGGUA